GUCCGACGUUUAAAUUGAUCAUCAAUAUUGAUGGUCAAACAUUUUUUUCAUCCACGACUCAGCAUUUUAUGAUGAGGUGGCUAUAAGGUGACUUCCAUGUCACUAUGCUGAAAAAGAUUCACAAUAAAAUUAAGAAAUAAAAAUAUGAAAACAAAUAAAAGAAAUUAUGAACCACAAAAAUAACAAUCCUAUCUUCUCUCAUCCCACCGUGAACCCAGUCCCCCAUUACCGAUUCUCUCGACAAACUCUACCCAACCCCGAUGAAGCAUUCCAACAUUUCAUCAACGGCGAUCGUCGACUGUUUAGCCGCCGACGAGAGAGGAGAAGAGAGUUUACACUAACAAACGGGGAAUAGGAACAACGGUCGCCGCUGUCUUCAUCACCAACAACCCCCCUAGCAACUCACUCGAGGAGGGAACUGGAAGGAGAGAGAAAGAAUUGGUGGUCGUCGAUUUGAAACAGGGAAGAGGGAAGUCGAAGCGGCGAGAAGCAGGCGGCUGGGAUCUGAAAACAUCAUCGUAUUGGAGGGUCUUCCAAUGGAUCGGAUGUGGUGGUGUACUCGUGUUGCCAUUUUAAAAUUCAGAAUUCAUAUCUCACUCUCACUUAUCGAUGGGGAAAGGUAAUUUCCAGGAAGAAGAUUGAAGUUUCUGGGCGGCGAAGGGAUGAGGUAGUGGGCGCCUCAUAUUUUUAGUUUUUAUUUGUUUUCAUUUAAUUUUUUAUUUUUAGCAUAAAUAAAUUAUAUAAAAGCCACUUCAUUGCCACCUCAACCCUAAAUAAUGUGAGUCACUAGCAGAAUAAAUGUUUGACCGUUAACAUUAAUUGUCAACAUAGAUUUUGGGCUAAAUUUAUCCAAUAGUUUUAAAAGUAGACCAUAAAUUUCUUAUUUGAAAAAUGGAGCCAGAAUUAUCACUUACGCCAAACUUCGGGCCAAACUAGGAUAUUAACCCUUCGUAAUUUACCAAUAAUGUCCUAAGAAGCCCAGUUGAACCUGAGAUAGAAUCGGUAACCAUUGGUUACUAACUCAUUAGUAACUAAAUCUAUAUCUUUAUAUUUAAGUGAGCCGAGAAAACACAACCAGUUCUAGAACCAUCAAUGAUUGGGGAAGCUCCAGCUAUUCGAAAUCUUAGUGAAAGACUAUAUAUAAGAAUUAUGAAUUAAAGACUUUUUGUUUUUCCUAGUUUUGUUAAUUGACUCUUAUCUUCUUCGUUCUAAUUUGUAUUUCAAAUUUUUUUUUUUUGCACAGAUGGAACGAGUUCGUUAUGCUCUACAAAAUGAGGUCAAUUUUCAAUAUUUUUUGAGAAAAUUUUCUCAUACCUCUCGUUACCAACUCCAUACCAUAUGGUAUAUUUUUCGUUUUCAAGUCGUUUUUUAAAAUAUUUGCACAGAAGGAACGAGUUCAUCAAUAUCUAUGGGAACUACAAAUUUCUGGGUGAAAACAAUACAGACCAAAAAAUAUCAUAUUAUACCACCCCGGUAUGGGGUGGUAACUUGUAGUACACAAUGAUGAAAGUCGUAAAUGACAGUUAAGAUACUCAUACUAUCAUAUAAUCAAUUAUCAUACAGUCUUGGUAUGUUCAUACCACCAUAAUACGCUUUCAUAUCAUAUAGUAUACUCUUAUUUAAUAUCAGUCAAUAUCAUCUGGUACAUACCUCUAAAAAAUGGCAACUUUUUUUUGUUCUAAAAAUAUAUCAAAAUGGAUAUAAUUUUGAAGAGCACAAUUGAUCCAUUUGUGCACAAAAAUUUAAAUUUGAACUUAAAGCGAGAAAGAAAUCGCCCAUUAAGUAUUAGAAGGGGAAAUUCAAACGCGCAAAUACAAGAAUGCUAGACCCACUUGCCACGAUAAAUACAAGCGCGCAAAGAGUCGAUGAUGCAGGGCAGAAGCAAGAAAAGUUGUGGUUUACCCCAAUGCACAAGAGAAUGUCAAAUCAGUGAAAUCACCAAGCUUAAGCAUUUGUAUCCUCUUUCACCCUAUAAUGUUUCAACAAUCACAGUAAAGCACAUACCAAACAAGUAAAGGGAUUUUUCCAGAAAUAGCACCUUUUAAAAAAAAUUACAAAAAUAGCACCCACCCAAAAAUAUUUACAAAAAUAGCACCAAUUUUUAUGGACCGCACCUCUAAGGUGCGGUUUAUUAUCCUGGGCCAAAACCACAUCUUGGCCAUGCGGUUUCAGGUCUGACCUACAUAAACCGCAUGGCCGAGGUGCGGUUUUGGCCUGACCUAGCAAAACCGCACCUUGGAGAUGCGGUUUGCAUGGCAGACGAAAACAGUAUCUCUCUAAGGUGCGAUUUUCAUAAGUGAUUUUGCCUAUAAAAGACUACACGGAAAACCUCUUCUCUUCACACCUCUCCUUCUCCAUUUUCAAUUUUCUGAUCUAGCUCUAUAUUUCUUUAGUGUUUUUGCGAUUAACGUUAACUCGUAAGUUUAUUUUGUAUGACUUUUUAUUGUUAUUUGUGAUUUUUAUGAUAUUAACUGAACUACGGUUUUUUUGCAGAUGGCAUUUCAAAAGUUCACGUUUGGCUUACAGUGGAAUGGUUACACGGAAGAGACCGGAAAGGGGGUCACCUACGUCGGUGGCAAUUUUCAGAAAAUAAAGGUCGCUACCAGAUCGCUGCUUGAAGACCUCCAUCAAAUGUGCACUAACGUUACUUGCAUGGAUGACACGAGAAGAGUUGAUCGUAUGGUGUACCGAUAUCCAAACAGAGAAAGUGGGUCAUUGUGACAUGAGGAAUAUCUCAUAACCACUCAGGAUGAAGUAGAUUCCAUGCUCGAAUUCUUGAGGUCCAACAAUCUUUCCAAAGCCGAGAUGUUCGUUUACACCGAGGCGGCCGUUGGCGUUGGAGGUCAUUCUGGACACGGUCAAACAUCUGGUAUCCAUGGUGGAGGUGAAUUAUAUGACAAUCAUCCCUACCAAAGUUACCAUGAUCCUCAUUUAUAUUUUCAGUACCAAGAGCAAGGUGAAGGUCAUCAUCAAUCUUUCCCGUCAUAUGAAGAAGAAGUUCAACCGGACCUCCCCAACCAACCUCAGUACAACUUCCAAUCAGGCAGCGGUAGUUUUCACAACUACCAUUAUGGAGCUGAUGAAGGUGCCUUUCAUGAACUAGAUAAGAUUGGAGCUGCCCUACCAGCACCAGUUAGUGACCCCUCCGAUGAAGAAGAAGAGACAACGUCAGUGCAGACAGCUCCGACCCUCUUGAAGGUGUUGAUGAUUCAGGACCAGAGUCAGACUCAGAUAAUGAUGAUGAGGUGGCUCGUAACCGUGUACCAGUCCCCUACUACAAUCACAUUCCAGACGACAAUUGGAUGGUUGACAGCGACAUGGAGCCGCCAGAGGUCCCAGUAUGGGGUCCACUCACUGGGUUUAUGAAGGGCCAACAAUUUGGCUCGAAGAAGGAGGUGCGACACGCCAUUGAGACUGAAGCAAUGACACAACUCAUUCCAACACUAAAAGACUCAUAGUCAGAUGCCGUAAUCAUCACGAGGGGUGCAAUGUUAGGAUUCGGGCCAUCAACAGCAAGAGACACGACCACUGGGUCAUAUCCCGUGCGAUAAACACACACACGUGUGUCAUACAUAACUUCCCAAGGUCAUCGACAGUUGAAAUCCAGGGUGGUUGCUGCGGCUAUCAAGCAUCUAAUUGAGCAAGAUCCGGACUUGAAGGUGAAAGUCAUAAUCGCUGACAUUGCAAGUCAUUAUGGUUAUAUGAUUAACUAUAAGAAGGCGUGGCAUGGAAAGCAGAAAGCUCUGGUCGCCGUCUUUGGUGAUUGGGAAGAAUCAUAUGCAUUCCUUCCCAGGUUAAUUUUGGUAUUGGAGGCGUCUAACCCUAGCACUGUUUUCUCCCCUCGAUACCAAGAUGAAGAGAUACAACCCCCAGAGCCAGGUAACAACCACCAUUUCAAACGACUUUUUUGGACAUUCAAGCCAUCUAUUGAUGGUUUUGGCUUCUGUGUCCCUGUGAUCCAAGUGGAUGGUACAUUCCUUACCGUCAAGUACAAGGGCACUCUCCUGAUUGCCAAUGGUGCGGAUGCAAACAUACAAGUCUUUCCUUUAGCCUUCGCCAUUGUUGAGAGAGAGAAUGAUGAUAGCUAUGGAUGGUUUUUCUGGCAAAUUCAGCUCCACGUCACUAGGAGGACGAACCUGACAAUAAUCUCUGAUCGGCAGGCCGGCAUUAGAGCUGUCAUCUUAGGUUUAGAUCCACUCUGGAAGUGGUCCCAAAGGUGGUGCAUACGACACUUCAAGAGCAACUGGAACCAUCAUUUCAAGCGAAAGAAGUUUGCUGAUAAUUUGUGGUGGAUUGGUAAGCUCUCUAUUAGCCGUUUAAUUUUGUCAGCUAACAAUAUCUUGUAAUCGGGAGAGUGGUGCACUUGUUAGACUCUUUUUAAAGAGAUGCAUACCUAAGGAAAUGGGGUUUUAAGCGAUUAUCAUGGUCCUCCCAUUUCCUGGGAAAAUCGGGUUUUAAGCGAUCUUCGGAUUCGCCCUUUUUCUGUCAAACAGACUGUGUUUCUAAGGAGAUGUAUAAUCUCAGAGGAAACUCUAAUAAGUGAUGAGCAGUAUCAAUGAAAAGGUAAAAUCAGC
Messenger RNA from Linum trigynum, 4574 nucleotides. NCBI's taxonomy places the organism in Eukaryota, Viridiplantae, Streptophyta, Magnoliopsida, Malpighiales, Linaceae. The record is from the annotation of a GenBank genome assembly.